AUGCUGUGCUGGCUGCAGCGCUGGCACCACGAGCGGGAGGAGAGGCGCUGCUGGGCGCAGCAGGUGAUGCUGGAGAAGAGGACCAUGGAGCAGGAGAGGGCGCACGACAGGAUCAAGAGCGUCAUGGAGGCGCAGGCGCAGCUCGAGGAGCUCUCCAAGGCCUCGCCCAAGAGGAAGCCUGUGAGGCUGACCUCCGUGGACGGCCCAGGCCUGACGAUGCGCACCGAGAAGCCGCAGCGGUUCAAGCCGCUGUCGAUGUCGAAGUUCAUGAGCGAGCCCCCAAUGAGGACCGAGGCCCAGACGAGGCCGUCGACGUGGAGCCUGGGCGAUUCCAAGUCCCUCCAGUCCCUCCAGUGUUUGAGGGGAACUCUGGGAGAAGGGCAUCAGCGACGCGGCAGUUGA
This is a messenger RNA of Prorocentrum cordatum, 402 nucleotides long. The record is from the annotation of a GenBank genome assembly. NCBI's taxonomy places the organism in Eukaryota, Dinophyceae, Prorocentrales, Prorocentraceae.